Molecule: messenger RNA, 4238 nt
Organism: Triticum dicoccoides
Lineage: Eukaryota; Viridiplantae; Streptophyta; Magnoliopsida; Poales; Poaceae
Exons: 5
Coding region: 1-1599 (532 amino acids)
Source: RefSeq, a predicted model, not a curated record
AUGCAUGAUUUUAUGGUUGACUCCCUGCUGGAGGUGGAGGAAUUAUCUGGUGAUCAAGGAGGGUUUGACAAAGCUCUUUUGAAGUUCUAUCUUAAUCAAAAUGGAAUUUUGACUAGUUUAAAUGGGGAUUUACACUGUAAUUUUCUAGGAUUUACACUGAAAAUUGACUGGGUUUACAUGGAGAUUUACACUUUUCAAAAACUUUCAGCUUUGUACUUGCUGGGCCCGCCAUUACCGGUGAAGCCACAUUUGGGCUGUGGGCAGCCAGCAGCCCAGCGCAGAGAAAAAUCAUCACUCGACCCACGCUCCCCACGCCCCCACCCAUGUGGCCAUGUCGUCACUUUCCCCUUCUCGUCGAGGGUUUCCUCUGCCCUGUUACGUUCCCCACUCCAAUCCAAUGGCGACGACCAGCAACAAGAAAAUGGCGUCGCCGUCGCCUAUGCCGGACAUGCCCGACCAGCUCCUCGCCGAGAUCUUCCUCCGGCUGCCCACCCCACAAGACCUCGCCCGCGCCUCCGCCGUCUGCACCACCUUCCGCAGAAUCUCCACCGACAGGUCCUUCCUCCGCUGCUUCCGCUGCCUCCACGCGCCGCCACUCCUCGGAUUCCUCGACCGCGACGGCUUCCACCCAGCCCUACCCUCCACCCCCGCCGUGCCGAUUUCACCUUCUCCUUCCUCCCCCACCACCGCCGCUGGACCGUGCAGGACGUCCGCGACGGCCGCGUCCUCCUCUCCCGCAGCACCGGAAAACUUGGGCAGCCCCCGGUCUUCAGAGAUCUCGCGGUGUGCGACCCCUUGCACCGGCGCUACGUCCUGCUCCCCCCGCUACCUCACGACCUAGCUGCUUUGCUUGGGCACCCGUUCCCCCCGGUAACCGAAGCCUGCUGCAAGCGCUUCCUCGUUCCCCUCGGCGAGGAGGAGGCAGCGGCUGGAGACACAACAUUCAGAGUCAUCUUGAUGGCGUAUUGCAAAACCAGCCUGGCUGCCUUUGUCUUCUCUUCCAGCAACGAUCAAUGGCGAGCUACUGCAUCCAAGGAUUUGAGUGAUUUGGCCCUUGACGAGGGCGACAUGGAGGAGAUGUCAAGGGUCCAGCCUUUCAUUCCCAUGCGCCAUUAUGCUUAUGGCUGUUUCUACUGGGACUGGGUGCAAUUCGGGAUGAAGAAGUUGCUCUUGCUUGACACCACGAACAUGGAGUUCUCCGCUGCUGACCUCCCACCAGGAGAAUGGAGCAAGGAAGGUAUAGCCAUUGUGGAGGCCGGGGAAGGCAGGCUCGGGAUCUUUGGUUUCCGUGGUGAACUUGCAUCCAGUCUCAGCUAUACCACUGCACGGACCAAAGGCGAGAGUCCCAGCCAGUGGCAGAUGGAGAAGACAAUCUCACUAGAUUCUGGCUACAAAUAUUGUAUCAGAGAUGCAACACAGAGGUACUUGCUCUUGACAAGGAUAGAAGCAUCAUCCCUAAAUAAUCACCUUGUUGGAUAUUUCUCAAUGGAUAUCAAGACGUUGCAGCUUCAGAGGGUUUAUGAGAAACAGCACUAUUCUAAUCAGACAUACACAUAUAUCAACUUCCCACCAUCAUUGUUGUCUUCAAGGAGAAUAUGAAGUGUCAUUGUCUCCACCACUGUUAGAUCCUCAGUAUCAUGGUUGUGCUCUGAAUCUCCAAGCAAAUCAUAUUGGUUGAGAUGAUUGACUGAAACUUAGAGUUGUCAGGUGAUUGUAUUGUUUCUCGCUGCCAACACCCUGAGCUACAUAUUCACGUAUAUGUUGUUCUAGUUUUUAUGGUGCUUGUAGCUUCAGUUAAUGAGGCUGCUGCUGUCCCAGCGUAAGAGUGAGUGUGAUCAUGAACUUUAACAGUUUCAAUCGACCAACAAUUAUGGUUGAGCUAGCUAGCUGAGGCAUAUUUCCAUGUCCCAUUUUUUUCUCAACUAGUAUUUAUUAGAGUUAUGAUCUCGUUGAGGAUGAAUACAAUACACGUUGAUUGUAACCAUUAAAAGCCUUUGCAUUCUAUCGAAAGUGAAGGAGUGCCCCUAUUUUUCUUUUUUUGAGUUUGAAGCUAGAGCUUUAUUAGUAGUAGGAAACAAGUUGGUGCAUAGCGCCCAUGAUAUCACCAGCAAUAAACUCUGGCACAUCGAACUCCCAUUUUACCCUACCAGAGCCUACAGGUUUAAUUCCAAAUUUACUUAAGCCUUGUUUGUCUGUCGACUGCCUGCAGACAGACAAGUCGCAACUGGACAAGCACAGUCGGUUGUGUGAACAAGUUUUCUGCAAUUAACUCUACUAUGCAGUUGAAAUUCUUUUUUAUUGCAGUCAAUCUCCACCACUCUGAUAUCUUGAUAUGAUGGUUGUCCUAAUCUGAGAGCAUAUCCUAUUGGUUUUGAUAUAAUUGAAUGAAUCUUAAAGAGUUUCCAGGUGAUUGUGUAUUAGCAAUUUUGUAGGAUGAAUUUGAGGGGACAACCAGUUUUCUUUUUGUUCCUUUAUGUGCAUCAGUUUGUGCCAGGAUGGAAUUAAGUUUUUCAAGACUCGUUUAUGUUGAUGUGCCUCUGUCUGGCUAUGUAUUCCAACCUUUUAAUUUAAAUUCCGAUGCUAGGCACACUGGAGCGAGUGUCUGCAGUCACAUGUUUCGAAUUCAGUUUAGAUAAAUAUUACCAAUGUGAUAAUGCUAUUAUGUAUCUUCCUCUACCUAGUUACAUAUAAUUUGUUCCUUUUAGCUCAUAAACUCUCAAAUAUGUGUGCAAUAGAAUUCUUAUUUAUUGCAGUCAAUCUCCACCAGUCCUAGGUCCCAGUAUCAUGGUUUUUCUCCUUAUCCCAAAACAAAUCAUGUUGGUCGAGAUGAUUGACUGAAACUUAAGGAGUUUUCAUACGAUUAUGUAUUAGCAAUCCUGUAAGAUGAAUUGGAGAGGGCACCUAGUUUUGUUUUUCUUUCCUUUUGGGGACUCAUUUUUGUACUUGGAUUGCUGACAGCAGCUAGUGCGUUGAUUCUUGCUACCAAUGCCCCAGUUUCUCUCCAUGUUUUGUAGUUGGAAGUUUGGUAUACUGCUAGGUGCCUGGGUAGUAUAUGAUUUCGUGCUGUCCUGUAACAUGGAGGUACCACUUCAAGUUCUUCACGACUCAUUUCUUUAUGUUGACUGGCCUGAGUGCAAACUACAAUUCUAAACACACUAAAGCGAGUGUUUGCAGUCACUUGUUUCGAAUUCGGUAAUCAAGAUUACCAAUGUGACAAGGUUAUUAAUUACUGAAACUUAAGUAGUUAUUAGGUGAUUGUGCAUUAGCAAUUCUGUAAAGACCACCCAGUUUUGUGUUCUUUCUUUUCUUGUGUGCAUUAUUUAUGUACUAUUAGGAUGGCAGUCGGCAGCUAGUAUGUUGGUUCUCACUAGCAAUACCUCGAGUUUCUUUACUCUUUUUAAGCUAGAAGUUUGUUAUACUGCUAGGUGCAUAUAUACUAGGUAGUAUGAGGACUCCUACAACACAAAUGUACCAAUUCUGUAUUACUUAAGUUUUCCACGUCUUGUUUCUUUAUGGUGUCUUGCCUCUGUCUGGCUAUGUAUUCAAACUUGUAUUACACAUUCCAGUCUAAGCACACUGAAGCGGGUGUUCGCAGUCACAUAUUUUCAAAUUCGGCUGAGACCAAUAUUACCAAUGUGACAACGCUAUUAUGCAAUAUUUCUUCUCUGGUGUCUAAACUUCUAUCUUGUCUGUUCAGGUUUGACAGAGCCGUACGUAAUCAUAUCAGCAUUCUUAAUUCAAAGCGACCAUGGUUUCAACAGCUUGGAGUUCUCACAUACUGACCACUUAGACUACAGAACAACAUGAUCUACAUUGCCUUGCUUGGUGGUGGCCAUGUCAAUGUUUCGGUUAUUAGGUCUAACAUCAAUGUGGAAUUUCCCUGCCUAAGAAUGUGACUUUGAUAUUAGGAGGUCAAGUCAAUUUUUUUUUCUUCAUUAUUAGUUAGAGUUGCUAAAACAGGUACAAUCUUGGCAGAAAGAUCACAACGGAACUGAUAACCAACGUAAGGACAAUAUAAGCAGCACCGGCAUGCAGCUGGAGGGACUUGUUCUUUGUUGUUGCUGCUGCUGCUGUACGGUGAAGGGUAGGCAGCAAAAAAGGUUUGUAGAGCUGUAGAAAGAGGUGAGUGGAAGUCCUAAAUGGUGCUCAUGUUUGGAUCGCCGAAGUACUGAUAAUUUGUGAAAUCUUGAAUAUGCUGUAUGAUCUUGAAUACUGAGUCGACAAUUUUCUCUGCUGUA